Rhipicephalus microplus (southern cattle tick) is the source of this 1302-nucleotide messenger RNA. RefSeq lists its product as uncharacterized. The record is from RefSeq and is a predicted model, not a curated record. Lineage: Eukaryota; Metazoa; Arthropoda; Arachnida; Ixodida; Ixodidae.
AACUUUGCAGCUGACAGUUGGUUUGCAAUUUUACAUCUCGAAUCGAGCCCUCGUAUAAAUUUGGUUUAGCGUGAACCAGGUUCGUCUUUUGCUUCUGAUGUAUUCGUCGCGGGCCGUUUCGCUCGUUUGUGUGCAUUAACAGGCUCGUGCGUUCACUUCCACUUGCGUGCCGUCAUUGACUGUCAAGCUCUCGUCGUUUUCCCGUUGUUUGCGGCACUUGGGAGAUUCAAGGUAGCAAAGCGUAAUUGCCAUGUCAACACCAGCUCAUUCUGCGACUCCGGAAACCCGUUUGGAUGCUCUGGAGUCGUCGCUGCUUGUGCUUUCACAGAAGAUGGAGACGCUGCGGCCACUGCUACAUCGCGUCCUUGAGAACAGCCAGGCUUUGCAGCUUCAGCCAGCUGGAGGCAUGCCAGCAGCCUCGUCCUCUACAGCCUCCUUUGGGUCGCAGUUCCUGCACAGCUUCUUUGCCGAGGAUGAUGAUGAGGGAGGUGGAGGUGACAUCUCUGAAAUCACUCAGGAGAGCCAGUGGACGGGGGAAGAUUUUGAUGCUAGCCGUCCAGUGGCGCCCUACAUCGGUCGCUUUGUGCGUCGAUGCUGGCAGGCUCGGGGGCGAGCGGGCCGCUGUCGCAAGGCUCGUUCAGCCUACCCAAACCCAAACUUGCCUUUCUUGAAGGUGCCUCGGCUGAACCCCGAAUUUGAGGGCUACAGUCGCUUCCGGGCUAUUGGCUUGGAUCGGGGACGGGACCAAUCUCUCCGCUGCAUGCAGGCGUCGGUGAUGGGAGCAGUUGGGGCCCUGGUGGAUCUUCUAGACUGCUGCGAUCGCUCGGGUCCUCAUGUGACUCGACAGGCUGUUGCUGAGCGGACAGGGGCAGCACUGGCCCACCUGGGCCAGGCAUUUGAGUCCCUGUCGGAGGAGCGCCGCAGCUCUGUGCUCAAACGAGUGGCACCUGACCAGCGGCGGCUGCUUGACGGCCUUCGCCCAGCCGGCGUGGGAGAGGCUGAGCUGUCGACAGAGUUUCUGUUUGGACCGAGACUACGCGACCGUGCUGCCAAGAGCUCCGAGAUCAUCAGUCUAAUUCACUUCCUGCGUGCCCGUGGCCGUCGGCUCGAGGAACAGUAUCAACGGCAGAACGGCAAUGCAGUUCAAGGCCCCAGGCGGGAUGCAUCGCGACGGCGGCCUCGGACUCACUUUGGCGCCCCCAUUAGACGACGAAGGACGUAAUUACCUGCUCGGUAGCCCUGGCCAUCGGGCUCAUCAGGACUUCAACUGUGUAUGACAAUAAAAUGUAUUAACUAUUUGUA